AUGGGGUCCCGGACAGCUGCGAUGCACAGCUCCACGAGAAGUGCGAGAAACAAUACCAGGCUCCUGAGCUGCCUUCGCGCGCUGAAGAGAGCCUUAGCUCGGGCACAGCCCAACCAUCGCCGAGAGGCCAUACAGCUGCUAUCACUGCCCUUGCGGCGUGAGCUUCUUUGGCUCAUGGAGUCCGUUCCGAGCUCGCCCACGCCGGCGGCCACUGCGGCACGGCCUGUGCCUGAUUGCCAUGGCACACCAGCUGCCAGAGGCCUCGGGUCCGGUACCAAGCUCUGCCGGAUGCAGGGCCGACGUGGCCUUCAGAAG
Messenger RNA from Symbiodinium sp. CCMP2456, 315 nucleotides. The record is from the annotation of a GenBank genome assembly. Lineage: Eukaryota; Dinophyceae; Suessiales; Symbiodiniaceae.